Molecule: messenger RNA, 845 nt
Organism: Rubroshorea leprosula
Lineage: Eukaryota; Viridiplantae; Streptophyta; Magnoliopsida; Malvales; Dipterocarpaceae
Source: the annotation of a GenBank genome assembly
CUAACUAGGGUAUUUACCAACUACUUCUUCCAUUUCCCCUGUCCUUCCCUGACCCUCUGCGGCUUCCGGCGACACCGUUCAGGAUUGGGUCUUAUUCACCAUGAAGAGAGCAAUGCCGUGGAGCGAUCAGGUGGAUCUUAUAUCUUCAGAUGAAUCUUCUUCAGAUGCAGAGGUAGAGGUUAAUGAUGGAACCAGUAAUUCCCCUACCGAUCAACCACCCCAAGAUAUGUCCCCUGAAGGUUUGUUGAUGAAAAGGGCAGAAUUGUACCAGGAGUAUAUGAAGCAAGUACCCAUCCCAACACAGCGGGGCUCUAUCAUUCCAUUUACCUCGUGGAUGGGAUUAGGCAGAUCAAUCAAGCAAUUGUAUGGUCAACCCUUGCAUUACCUCACCAACAUUCUUCUAAAACAGUGGGACCAACUGAGAUUUGGCAGUGAGGAUGAAGACAGGCCCCUGGAUACCAUCAUUCAUCCUUGUAAAGCUGAAGCCACCAUCUGGCUUAUUGAAGAAAUGCAUCGGCGCACUACAUCUUCACUUCACAUAGCUAAACUCUGGCAAUCGGAUCCAAUGCACUACGCUUUUGUAGAUCCUAUCUUCCCAGAUUUAUGAUCUGCAUUUGGAAAGAUGGUCCAAAAUGAUCCCCUUCUAACCAUUAUUGCUUAUUCUGUGGAAUGUUCCUCAAAAUUCAAUGGAACCCUUGAAGCCAACGCUGUUUUCCUUUUGGCCAGCAAAGCCAAGGCUGUUGGACGCAAACAUUUUCUUUUUCAUCUUGUAAAUUUUUUUUCUAGUUUCUUAAAUUUAGAUGUGAAAUGUACUGUCACUUUCGGAAUGAAACAAUAUGAAAUGU